UUCAUAGCGAACGGACGUGCAAUUGAGUGUCUAAAGUGAAAAAUCCGUGGAAAUUCGUGAAAAACACCCUCGCAGCUGCCCACAACGAGCCUCCCGGGACCGUAACACACCGAAUUUCCUCGAAUCCACAAAGAUCGCGAGCCAGAGCCCCGUUUUUCGCGUGAUGAUUUUGAAAAACCCCUUUCGAAAUCACUCCCACACUUGAGAAAACUUCCACUAAAAAUAAUGGUCACAACACGAAGACUCUACAAAGUGCGUAAAAAGAGCCCUUUUACUACACCGAGAGAUUACUAAAAGUGAGAUUCAACACAAAAAAAUUAAAAUAUAAAUUUAUAAUGAGAGUGAAUUAUUCAACAAUUUAAAAAAAAAACAAAAAAACAAAUGAAUGCAAAGGAAAUUCUAAAAAUAUUGCACAGGAACUACAAAAAUACAUUCGAAUGUUGUCGCAUGUAACACAACAAAGUAUUUUAACAUAGAAGCAGAUAAGCGAAAAGUUGAUAAAAAAAAUUAGUAAAGGCAGUCUAAAAAUAAUAAACUUGAUUAAAUAUUAAAAAACGAGAUUGUCACAACUUUUUUUUUCCUUCGAAUCAAUAUUCACGAAAAUUUUAAUGAGUUACCCAACCACGGAGGCAGCGACAUCAGCAACAAAUACAACGCAAUUACAAGAAAUUAAAUUAGAAAGAAGAAAUUGAAUUGCUUUUCAAGUAACUUUUGAGAUUAUUUGUUCACUCAACAACGUCACACACAACAAAAAAAAAUCUUAAAAGGAGUCCAAAUUAAUGAAACUCUUAUCGCAAACGACGAAGUCAACAACAUCACAAACUCAGUAGUCAAAAUAUUUAAUUUAAGAGGAAUUUUGUUAUUCAAAAAAAACUAAAUAUUUUUGUUAUUAUUAGAUUUUGUAAGUUUAUAGCUCAAACACAACAGAAAAGGAAAAAAAAAAUAGUGAUACUAGUUUAGUGAGAUUACUAACAAACAAACGCCUUGAGAAGAUGCAAGAAGAUUUUAAAAGUCGCCAAGUCAGAAAAGAAUUAAUAUUGUCGCUUACAAGACGAUUUUUUUAAAAAAAUUUAGAAAAAAAUUUUUUUUUGUAAAAAAAUACUUAGAAUUUUACCAAAAUGGCACACAUCCGAAUAGUUCACUUUAUGAUAAUUGUCAUAGUUGUGUUAACGAUAUUUUUAUAUUCAUUACUGUACACGGCUAGUCCCGAAAUGAAUACAAUUGUCCACGCAGGCACCGCACAUCAUUACGUAAUGUCGAGCAAAGACACGAGAGAUAGCGAUAGAGUUAGUAGUAAGAGUAAUAAUUUACAAAAUGGUGAUAUUUUAGUUAGUACCAAGAACUAUAUUAGUGAUAGUAGUAGGAAAAUUGUGGUAGGGGAAGGAGACUCAUCAAAUGUGGUGCCAUCAUCAGAAAUUAACAAUCGCAUCGAGGAUGAUGCGGCGUCACGAGAUGGCGUUGGAACGGUGCAGAUACGAUCAGAUAACGUUGUAGUGAUCGGCAAUCAACAGACACCAAAAACAAAUGUUUCCGUGUCGUCUCCAGCAUCGACGUCGUUCGUUAACGCGAGCAUUAGUAGUAGUAAUAAUAGUAAUAGUCAACAAGCAGCGUCAGUCUUACCAACAUUAGAGGCCAAAAGUACUGCCAAAAUAUCAGAUAAAAGUAGUGUUAAAAGUAAUUCAAGUCAGAAUGCGUCAACGACGACGACGACUGUAGCGAACGCAGCAGUGCACAAUGUGACGGCGAAAGAUCCGAAGAGCAAACAAAGCAAUGACGCUGCAAAGGUUGUGCGCACAAGUGACAUCUACCGCCCCGGAUUCACGGAAGCCAGUGCCGAUUUGUGCAAAAAUAGCGGCGAGCAGCUGCGACUUUUGAUCCUCAUCAUGUCGGCGCCCACGCAUCACGAGCAACGCCUUGCCAUCCGUCAAAGUUGGGGACAUUACGGCACCCGACGUGACGUCGCCAUCGGUUUUAUUCUCGGCCAGACUGAAAAUCAGGCGCACGAAGAUGUGCUCGCCGCCGAGCAAUACAUGUACAACGACUUGGUGCGCGGCCACUUUGUCGACAGUUACAACAAUUUGACGCUCAAGACAAUUUCGUCGCUCGAAUGGGUCGACACGUAUUGCCCGAAUGUCUCGUUCUUCCUCAAAACGGACGACGACAUGUUCAUCAAUGUUCCUCGCCUGCUGCAAUUCAUCGAGAAGCAUCACAAAGACAAACGGACCAUUUAUGGGCGUCUCGCGAAAAAAUGGAAACCGAUUCGCAACAAAAAAUCCAAAUAUUACGUGUCGCCGCAGCAGUAUUUCCCGACAAUUUUUCCGCCUUUCACCACGGGACCCGCGUAUCUCAUUACGAGCGACGCUAUCGGCGACUUGUACCGCAAAUCGCUGAAUCAGACGUACUUGAAGCUCGAGGAUGUCUACACGACGGGCAUCGUGGCGGAACUUCUCGGCAUCAAGCGCCUGCAUGUCACGGAAUUCAUCAAUCGACGCAUUGCUUUUAAUCAGUGCAACAUCAAGAAAGCAAUUAGUCUGCACAUGAUUAAGCCGACGGAACAGUUCGAUUUGUGGAAAAAACUACUAGAUAAUAGUGUACAGUGCAAGUGAUAGGCCAAAAAAAAAACUAAUUGAAACUGAAAUUAUAAAUUUAUAUCGUUUGAUUUAGCGGAUUUACUUAUAAAAUUAUUUAUAGAAAAUAUUUUAGAAAAAAAAUAUCAUAGGUGACAUUUAAAACAAUUUGAAUAAAACACACAUUUUACGUUUUA
This is a messenger RNA of Culicoides brevitarsis, 2764 nucleotides long. RefSeq names its product lactosylceramide 1,3-N-acetyl-beta-D-glucosaminyltransferase-like. Gene Ontology annotation, molecular function: hexosyltransferase activity. The transcript has 4 exons. Gene Ontology annotation, cellular component: Golgi membrane. Lineage: Eukaryota; Metazoa; Arthropoda; Insecta; Diptera; Ceratopogonidae. The record is from RefSeq and is a predicted model, not a curated record. Bases 1119 to 2606 code for a protein of 495 amino acids.